AUGGUGGAUGACAUCAUCGCCGGCUGGGCAAGCGAGCUGGAGGCGCGCUCCGCGUCCUUCACCAAGCACGCCGCCGCGCUGGCGGAGUGGGACGCCGUUAUCCUCUCGAACCGCCGCUCCCUGCUCGCUCUGGAGCAGGAGGUCCGCAAGGUCCUGCAUGCCCAGGAGGCGCUGGAGCGGAAGCUGGCCAUGCUGGACACACAUCAGCGCGGCAUCCAUGAGACGCUGACGGGGAUGGAGCACGAGGCCGCCAGGCUGGCUCAGGAGGAGGCCGGCCUCCAGGACGAAGGGACGCGGGACCGGGAUGUGCUCUACGCCCGGGCAGAGCGGGUGGGGGCCCAGCUGGCGGACCUGGGGGCGCUCCUGCAUCGCACCGUGGCCGAUAUCAACGCCAACACCGCCGCGAGCCUGGGCGACACCGACUCGCCGCUGGGCAAGGUGGUGCGCAUCCUGAACAACAACCUGCAGGCCCUGGCGCUCAUAGACGCGCGGACCGAGGAGGCGCGCGUGCGUCUCAACAGCCUGCGCGCCAGCCGCUGA
Auxenochlorella protothecoides is the source of this 540-nucleotide messenger RNA. Its product is annotated as Nuclear pore glycoprotein p62. Bases 1 to 540 code for a protein of 179 amino acids. Gene Ontology annotation, cellular component: nuclear pore; nuclear pore central transport channel. Gene Ontology annotation, molecular function: structural constituent of nuclear pore; phospholipid binding. Lineage: Eukaryota; Viridiplantae; Chlorophyta; Trebouxiophyceae; Chlorellales; Chlorellaceae. Gene Ontology annotation, biological process: protein import into nucleus; RNA export from nucleus. The transcript is spliced from 4 exons. The record is from RefSeq and is a predicted model, not a curated record.